Messenger RNA from Talpa occidentalis (Iberian mole), 1059 nucleotides. RefSeq names its product DPEP2 neighbor (gene DPEP2NB). The record is from RefSeq and is a predicted model, not a curated record. The transcript has 2 exons. The coding region runs from base 92 to 463 and encodes 123 amino acids. Lineage: Eukaryota; Metazoa; Chordata; Mammalia; Eulipotyphla; Talpidae.
AUGGCAGGGUAACUACAGAAACGUGGUACUCUGGGGAAGCUUUCUACCAGUUCUCUACGAGACACCAAUCAGUUUGGUUUCCUGAGAGAGAAUGUCUGACCGGAUCUUCUAUAUUCACUCUAACUUGUCCUCAGUCCCCUGGGAGGGCAACACAGCAGCAGCGGUGGCGCCAGCUUCUCCCCCUACACCUGGCCACUACCAUGUCCUCUACCGAGGGUGUGGAGAAACCCAGGUGGGCUGGCACGGGGAGACAUACUGCCUGGUUGGAGGCUACCGGGCCUAUGGAGAUGCGCCUGUGGCCACACCAGUAAAGGUGGAAGCACAGAAGCCAGUCCCUAACCGCGCUCCCAAGAGGCGUCGGUCUCUGGCAGAGUCAGAUAAUGAUCUCGGUUGCUCCCGCCCCAAAAUUCGACGAUUGCAGUAUGAUGGCAGGAGGCUGACCCCACAGAAGCUCGCCGGCUGAGCCACUCUGUAAAGAGGACAGCUAACACCUCUUCCCACAGUGACCCACCCCCCACACUGUCCACUACCUGAGAUUAGAAACUCAGCCAUUCCGUGUGUGCCUUCCUCAGCCAGGAGUCUCCUUCCAUGCUAAGUGGCCACGGAAAGGAGCUUCAGAAGCUGAGGUAUCAAGUGAGAGGCUGCUUUGAACACCCCAGGGCAGACUGGACUGAAAGAAAGCCUGAUGCUGCUGGGCUCAAUCCUCUAGAGUCCCUCCUCGGGCAGAGGGAAGAAAAGUCCGCACAGGGGAUCCGGGAGCAGGAAGCAGGUGCGGAGUGGCCUUCACAAGGGCCUAGCCUACCAAGUGGGCUCCUGUGGCUGCCCAGGGAGCCUCCUGGCUGGAGUCUGAGGAGGCAGGAGAGAGAGCCAGGACAACCUCCUGGAGGAGGAACAGGAUGGAGAGAGUCAAGCAGCACCCUACCUGAGACUGACACGUACCUUUUUUUUCCCAGUCCUUUCUGGCCCCAAUGGGGUCUCUUAAUGCUCAAUAAAACCAGUUUCUGUUUAACAGCAUCUGACUUGAAAUGCAGCUUCUUCAAGGCCAACCCCAAAUCUGCC